AUGGCCGUGCCACCAGCUCUUAUUGGAGCAAUUGCUCGAAAUACAGAUUGGCGUAUGACGGACUACUCGCCAUGGAACAACGGUACCAAAGUUGAAGCAAUACCUGAGGACAAAAGAAAUAUGGUUGUGCCACUCGUCUUCCAGUAUCUCACCCCGAAAUGGGUGGCUUUUAUAGGGCUUGGAGCUGUAUCGGCUGCAGUGAUGUCCUCUGCAGAUUCGUCAGUAUUGUCAGCUGCCUCCAUGUUUGCACACAAUAUUUGGAAGCUGACCAUAAGACCACAUGUAAAGACUAUUAUAUGCAUAUCGAGGAGAUGGGUGAUUCUGGUGAUGCGUUUCGCGAUCGUAGCCGUCGGUGUGAUGGCCACUGUUAUGGCUCUGACAAUACAGAGCAUUUACGGACUAUGGUAUCUGUGCGCCGAUCUCGUCUACGUCAUCCUUUUUCCACAACUGCUUUGUGCUGUUUACUUGAAGAACAGCAAUACAUAUGGAUCACUGGCUGGCUACGCUGUUGGCCUAAUUCUCCGACUGUCUGGUGGAGAACCCCUUGUCGGCCUACCGGCAAUGGUCCACUAUCCGAUGUACACCGAUGGGAUCCAGUACUUCCCCUUCAAGACGGCAUCCAUGUUGUCGUCAUUAGUUUGUAUCUUUGGCGUGUCGCGGCUUAGUGAACAUCUCUUCACGACGGGUCAGAUAUCUCCAGAGUGGGACGUCCUCGGUUGCGUCGUUGUCCCUUCAGAGAGGAUUCCACUUCCGUCAGACGUCUCGUUCAAUGUUAGCAGCGACACUCUCGCAAUGAACAAAGCGAACGGUAAUGGUACGCAUAAUGCGACGUUUACGGAGUCAACCUUUCUUCAUCCUCACUACAAUGACCAAAAUUACUUGUCAACUAACUCGCAUUAG
Cooperia oncophora is the source of this 900-nucleotide messenger RNA. The record is from the annotation of a GenBank genome assembly. NCBI's taxonomy places the organism in Eukaryota, Metazoa, Nematoda, Chromadorea, Rhabditida, Trichostrongylidae.